AUGGCUAAUUCUCACAAGGAUGUUGGAACUAUAUAUCUAAUGUUGGGGAUGUGGUCGGGUUUUGGGGGUUUAAAUCUUAGUUGGAUAAUGCGUUUAGAGUUAAGGCGGCCAGGAAUGUGGUUACCUAGGUCUGAAGUGUACAAUGGUAUUGUUACUUUACAUGCUAUUAUAAUGAUUUUUUUCUUUGUUAUGCCAGUGCUUAUUGGUGGUUUUGGGAAUUGGUUGUUGCCUAUAAUACUAGGUUCAAUUGAUAUGAGUUUUCCUCGGCUUAAUACGUUUAGUUUUUGAGUUCUUCCUCCUGCUCUUUAUUUAGUGAUUGUUUCUUGUUUUAUCGAUUAUGGUAGAGGAACUGGGUGGACUAUGUACCCGCCUUUGUCUAGGACUCCUUAUUCUGGUGGAAUCAGAACUGAUUUAAUGAUUUUGGGGCUUCAUUUGGCGGGGAUUAGUUCUUCGGCUGCCUCUAUUAACUAUUUAGUCACUUUCCUGAAUGUGCGAAGUAAGUCUUUUAAGGCUGAAUUUUCCCCUCCUUUCGUGUGGGCUCUGGCUGUCACUAGUUUUUUAUUAUUGGUGUCUUUGCCUGUAUUGGCUGGUGGGUUAACUAUACUGAUUAUAGAUCGGCAUUUUAACUGUAGGUUCUUUGACCCUUCGGGAGGAGGAGAUCCUGUUUUAUUCCAACACCUUUUUUGGUUUUUUGGGCAUCCUGAAGUUUAUGUUUUAAUUUUACCAGGGUUUGGUUUAGUGUCUCAUGUUUUAGUAUUUUAUACUAAGAAGUUACGAGUUUUUGGUUCUGUGGCUAUGAUAUAUGCUAUAAUUUCUAUUGGUGUUCUUGGUUUCAUUGUUUGGGGUCAUCACAUGUAUACUGUUGGUUUGGAUGUAGAUACCCGUUUUUACUUUACAGCUGUAACUAUACUAAUUGCUGUUCCUACGGGUGUUAAAGUUUUUAGGUGGAUUGCUACUAUUUAUGGGUCUUAUUUAAGAUUUGAGGCUCCAACUCUUUGGGUGUUGGGAUUCAUUAUGAAGUUUACAAUGGGGGGUAUCACAGGGGUUAUUUUAUCUAAUGCUUGCUUAGAUGUUGCUCUUCAUGAUACAUACUAUGUAGUAGCUCACUUCCAUUAUGUUUUAUCUAUAGGGGCGGUUUUUACCAUUUUUGCUGGGUAUAUUCACUAUUUCCCAUUUUUUACAGGAAAUUGUUUUCACCGGUCUUGGGCCCGGGGUCAUUUUUUUUUAACAUUUGUGGGGGUUAAUUUAACCUUUUUUCCGCAGCACUUCUUAGGGUUAGGGGGUAUGCCGCGUCGUAUUCCAGACUAUCCUAUUUUUUAUUAUUAUUGGAAUCAGUGGAGAACUAUUGGGUGUGCAAUAGUUAUGGUCAGUGUUUCUUUGUUUAUCCAUAUGCAAUGGGAAGCUUUCUUAAGGGGACGUCGUCCUUUGUUGUUUGGAAAUCGGCCUAGGUCUUUAGAGUGGGUGGUUAAUCGUGGUUUUACUUGUGUAGCUCGCCAUACUUUUAAGGAGGUAAUCGCUAUUCGGAUGAUGCAUGACGUAACUGAGUUCCAUAAGAGGUCUUUAGAUUCUUUAGAUGUGAAUAAAGUUAAGUAUGUUGGGAAAGGAAGGUAAACAGUAGUUAUUAGAAGUUUGGUAGGGUAGU
Molecule: messenger RNA, 1642 nt
Organism: Pecten maximus
Lineage: Eukaryota; Metazoa; Mollusca; Bivalvia; Pectinida; Pectinidae
Product: cytochrome c oxidase subunit 1-like
Exons: 1
Coding region: 361-1611 (416 amino acids)
Biological process (GO): mitochondrial electron transport, cytochrome c to oxygen; electron transport coupled proton transport
Cellular component (GO): membrane
Molecular function (GO): cytochrome-c oxidase activity; heme binding
Source: RefSeq, a predicted model, not a curated record